AUGAAGCUUACUCUUGCGUCCACUGGGUCUCCGAGUCCAUCGGUAUCCCUCGCGGUCCUUGAAAAGAAGGCCACCCUCUCCUCCCUCAUCCUUCAUUGUGGAAACUUCUCAUCCUUGACCUGCACCUUCCGGGCACGCGACCAUUCCACUCUGACUUCCUUCCUCAUGGAGCCUGAUGAGAACACCGAUUUCGUUGACGAAGGCUAUGCCAGCACUUCGGCAAACAGCAGCUAUGUGACGAGUAUAGCAACCGAGAUCCGUGAGGGGAUCGAAGAGUAUGGCUGA
Messenger RNA from Fonsecaea multimorphosa CBS 102226, 285 nucleotides. RefSeq lists its product as uncharacterized. The transcript has 2 exons. The record is from RefSeq and is a predicted model, not a curated record. NCBI's taxonomy places the organism in Eukaryota, Fungi, Ascomycota, Eurotiomycetes, Chaetothyriales, Herpotrichiellaceae. The coding region runs from base 1 to 285 and encodes 94 amino acids.